AUGUCUAGAUGGCACGAACGCGGCUGCUCCCGGCCUGAUGUUGUGGUCUGCGGCGGCCUUCCAUGCUGUCGAUUUUGCUACGGAGUAGCAUCGAUUGACGAUGUCCAGUUUGACACUUCUCUCAGAUCGACACAAGCUCCUGUCCGUGAAAAUAACUCCAAGUACAACCUUCGGUGGCCUUCUUGCGUUAACUACACCGACUCUGGACCAGAAAUCCCGUCGGACACCUUUGCUAGCUCGAGCUCAAGCUCUACCUUUCCUCUCGGAGGAGGGUCAACCCCUCUAAGAACAAAUUCUCCCUCGAAGAGAUCAGACCCGCCUUCGAAAGAGUUCCCGACGGCAGAAGAGUCACGGACGAAGCGAAGAAAACUCUUGAUCGCUGACGAGUUGUAUCGCCCCUCAAGAUGCUACCCGAUGCUGUGGGGCAGCCGGGAAAUACGAAUGUUGGAACUCGACUCAGGAGACAACGGUAGCAUUCUGCAUGGAAAUUUUCAUAAUGUGCUGUUGGAAUCCAAGAGGGCAAGAUAUGAGGCCCUGUCAUACACUUGGGCCGAUUCUUCUGGAGACUCUGUCAGGCGCAGACCAAUGUUCAUUGGACCAUACUGGGAUAUCAUCCCCAUUACUCGGAACUGCGAAAAUGCUCUCCGUAGCGUUCGACUGUUUGGCGGUAGCUCUCGGACUAUUUGGAUCGAUUCUCUAUGUAUCAAUCAGGACGACAAGGAAGAGCGAAAUGCUCAAGUCGCUCUCAUGCCACAGAUAUACGCCACGGCCAUUGGGGUUUUGGCAUACCUUGGCUCAGCUACUGAUGACAGCGACAGAGCCCUCACGGCUAUAUUCAACUCACUGUCUCAUCGCAACUGUGGUCACAACGGGGAAGAGAGAAAAGCUUGUGCAGAAUGUGAAGGACCUAUCCAGAUGCUUCUUAGUCGACCGUACUUCCGGAGGCUGUGGGUUGUUCAGGAAGUUGUUCUGAGCAGAAAGCUGACGCUUUACUGUGGCUCAAGGUCAACUCCUUGGCCUUUCUCGGGAAUGUUGACCCCUUUCCUUCAUCACUCCUGGAUGAUCACGCGGGACAAAGCUACAAUCUGUCCUCUACAAAAUCUUCUCGGCCUCAUGAUAGACACUAGCGACUGUUUAUGCAAGGAUCCCCGGGACAAAGUAUUCGCUCUGCUAGGCUUAGCCUCGCGAUGGAAUAUGUGGCCAAUCUACCCCGACUACAAGCUUACCGUAGAAGAGGUCAGCAUUGGUAUUGCGGCAUAUUUGACGCAGAAAUGUGGCCUCGGCUUGGCCGUUCUUCUCUUUGCAGGUGCAAACCGAGCUAGGCGGAGCACUCUGCCCUCCUGGAUUCCAGACAUACAGGUACCGUUUCGUAAACGGGGCAGUGGUGGAAACCUUUACGAGCGGCUCGUAAAAUCCGGAAGAAUUGAGGGGAGUGAGAGGUCCAGGCUCGAUAACGCCGUAUUGAACAUGGGAACUCUCUUCUUGCAACUGCCCUCUCCCUUCGAUAUCCAUAUCAUGUCGCGAAGCGGAUACUUAGAGGUCACGGCAAUCAGGAUUUGUAAUCUUCGAAGCUUUUUCACCGAGGACGGUCGAUAUCGGCAUUCAUUUGUUCGACCUGGAUUCAAAAACGGUCCGGAAAUGAAAGUUACACUAAUUCUCCCAAAUCCAUCACGCAUAUACCGAGAGACCAAUGCAGCUGACGUCUCCCACCUCAUACAACAAAAUGACAAUAUUGUCUGGCUUCACGGCAUCCACGGGUAUGCAGUGCUACGGUCAACCUGUGCCUCUUCAGCUUACCGUCUCCUGUGUGCCUGUGAUCUACAAUUUGAAGACCUCGACACAGGUGAAGUAGCAAAAAACAUGAGCUGCAAGCCUUUCAGCCUAAGCGAGCAGGCACAACUGGAAGAACAUAAAAGGUAUCUCAUUGAAGGUUGCCGUUCCAUUAUUGGAGAAGACUGUGUGCAGCGGAUGUUGGAGUUGCCAGCAGAGCCUCUCUUGUUGAAGCUCGUCACAUAUAUCGCCCGCCAUAAGAGCGAUUCAAAAAUGCGCCUUUGGAAGAUAUGGAAGCAACUCGAAGCCAAAUUGAAACCAUACCUUGAGGAUGAACGGGGGAUUCAGCUACUGUUUCGUAGCAUAACUGGGGCAGAGCAUAUCACGCUUGGAACUUGGCAAGACGGUAGGCCUCGACAGGCCUUCGUUUACAAAAGUUGUAUGCUGAGGUCCUCAGAGUCCCUCUUAACCCUCCUAUGGUCGUUGUUACCUAAGACGAGGCACCGCGCCAAUAAAGCUGUCGAUGCGGAGGAAGUCUCACUUUCGGAUGAAGAGCUACUGAAGGGCUUUCAAGAGUGGGCGGACAUAACUAGCGACCUCUUAUUUGCCAUGGCCCAUGCUACUGAAUACGAGGACGAGCAUUGUUUUGGAAUUCGGUCAUCUGUGGAGAUGCAACAACUCUGGCUGAACGCAUGGGAUAGGUUCGAAAACAAGAUGCUACCUCAACGUAGCAAUAUCAUUGGGACCAUGGAGGCCAUUACUUGUACCUUGAAAUUAUUUCCGCACAUGGAGCAGGAACAUGAACAGUCACGCCCUUCCAUUUACAUAGAUGAAAGGCUGAAAUCUCAAACAAAGGAGAUAGCGUGGUCACACUCUACGAGAGACUGUUUGUGGAACUGGGAAGUAGUAGGACGCAAUUUCAAGAAAAAGUGGGAGAUCUUGCAGCACUUGGGCCAACACCAGUGGUUAGCUUCAUGGCGAGAUGGGCCAACUGAUAAGCUCGAUGGACUGGAGCAGCAAAUGUCGAUUCGCUAUCGACUGAAUUCUUUUGGAUUCAACCUGACUUUGCCUUCGAAAAUUACGAUCCAGUAA
Molecule: messenger RNA, 2862 nt
Organism: Colletotrichum abscissum
Lineage: Eukaryota; Fungi; Ascomycota; Sordariomycetes; Glomerellales; Glomerellaceae
Product: heterokaryon incompatibility protein
Exons: 1
Coding region: 1-2862 (953 amino acids)
Source: RefSeq, a predicted model, not a curated record